Molecule: messenger RNA, 408 nt
Organism: Nezara viridula (southern green stink bug)
Lineage: Eukaryota; Metazoa; Arthropoda; Insecta; Hemiptera; Pentatomidae
Source: the annotation of a GenBank genome assembly
AUGUUAGUGGCUUGGCGGCAAUUCUUGUACAUUAUUCGUGCGAGCGGAAGAAGUGCUCAUCGUCCUCCUGGUGCUCGUCCUCUGGGUAGGAGCCAUCAUCCUCUUCUUCAACCGCUGGGGGAAAAUAAGGAUGUUGGAGCCUUACCAACCCAAAUUUCACCAAGAGCACAGGCCAUCUUGUCCUAUGGCAGAUUUGACAUCAGUCAAUCAAGAACUGUUAUGUUCAAAACUAAUGGGCCAUCCAUAUCUGAAGAUGGUUGGAGGGUACAGUUUGGAGAAGCCCUUGCAGACUGGCGCACUCCAGGUAAAGGGAUUAUCAAUCAUGGAGCGGGUUUGAUGGUUAUCGCAAGAAACCUCAAGCGGCCCUUUAAUCCACUUACAAUAACUGGAAUCCCUACCUCGAGGUAG